GUUUAGACUUCUGACUUGCACAUAUGUGACCUCCUCCCACCUCUGUUGUUUUUUACGUCAGGCCACCAACUCCGAAGACAGGGAGGCGGUCAACUUGAAGAAGCUGGUCAAGGGCCACGCCUACUCCGUCACGGGCUUGGAUGAGGUGGUCUUCUGUGGAAACCUGACCAAGCUGGUCCGCAUCAGAAACCCGUGGGGGCAGGUAGAGUGGACCGGCGCUUGGAGCGACAAUUCUCGAGAAUGGGACAGCGUGGACCCUGACGUCCGCGCUCGGCUACAAAACCGCAGCGAGGACGGUGAAUUCUGGUUGUCCUUCAGCGACUUCCUGCGUGAGUUCAGUUUGAAAAUCUGUAACCUGACAGCCGACGCCCUCCAGAACAGCCAGAUGACGACAUGGAGCUCAUCGCUGUAUCCCGGCGAGUGGAGACGGGGCAGCACGGCCGGAGGCUGCCGGAACAAUCCUGCGACCUUUUGGCUAAAUCCGCAGUUCAAGUUGCUGCUGCGGCACCCCGACGCGCCCGGCACUUCGGAUUGCAGCUUCCUUGUGUCGCUCAUGCAGAAAGACCACAGGAAGAAGCGGCGGGAAGGCAAAAACAUGGAGACCAUCGGCUUCGCCGUCUACGAGGAUGGUGUUCCCGACGAGGCUAAAGGGCAGACGGGGGUCCACUUGAAGCAGAACUUCUUCCAGACGCACGCUAUUAGCGCUCGCUCCGAAUGCUUCAUCAAGUCGAGGGAGGUCAGCAGGCGUCUGCGUCUCCCGGCCGGCGAGUACGUCAUCGUGCCGUCCACCUUUAAGCCGCACAAGGAGGCCGACUUCAUCCUGCGGGUUUUCUCCGAGAAGGCCGCCGACUCCGAGGAGCUGGAUGACGACGUGGUGGCGGAGCUUCCGAUCGAGAACUAUUUGGACGAGAGUCAGAUUGACGCCGGCUUCAAGAGUCUCUUCCGACAGCUGGCUGGUCCGGACAUGGAGAUCAGCAUCAACGAGCUGCAGACCAUCCUGAACCGCAUCAUCGGCGAGCAAAAAGACCUCAAGACGGACGGCUUCACCAAAGAGGCGUGUCGCAGCAUGAUCAACCUCAUGGACUCGGACGGCAGUGGCAAGCUGGGCUUGGUCGAGUUCAACGUGCUGUGGGAGAAGAUUCAACGCUACAUGACCAUAUUCAGGAACUAUGACCUGGACAAGUCGGGAAGCAUGAGCUCCUACGAGAUGAGGAAGGCGCUGGAGUCCGCAGGCUUCAAGCUGACCAAUCACCUGUUCCAGCUCAUCAUCCUGCGAUACGCCGAGGAAGACAUGGCCGUCGACUUUGACAACUUCGUCACAUGUCUCGUCCGCCUGGAGUCCACGUUCAAAACAUUCAAGAUCAUGGACACGGACGCAGACGGCGUCAUCGCACUCAACGUCUCCCAGUGGCUCUCCCUCACCGUGUUCGCCUAGACCCCAGCAGGCAGCCUACCCGGUGCCUUCAGAUGCCGUGACGUCAUCAAUUCAGGAUGAAGCCUAAAAGCACCAUAACCUUUGACGGUGAACUUUAUUUGACCUUUUCUAAACUUAAGACUGUUCAGUUGGUCAAUAUAUCAGUACUUUUUGCACAAAUUGCUGUUCUCUAACAAGGAGCUGAACAACAAAAAUUCACAAUGUGUUUGAUUCAUGGAACUUUCCAAGCAUAUACACUCCUAUGCCUUUCUGUGACUCUUCCAGUUGCAACCUGCUGAUGACUUCUGUGUGACACUUGAAAUGGCAAGGUACUGUUGAUGAAUUGUUAGGGGGUGUUUGGGACUUAUGAUGUCAAAAUGUUACCAGCGUAACAUCAAGCUUUGUUAAAAUACAUAUUUUAAUUGAACCAGGAAAUGUAUUAACACAUGUUGUGAUGUUGCCGGCAAGUUGUGCAAAAAGGACUGAAUCAUUGAACAGUUGGACAUGUGAAUUAAAAUGUUCAGUAAAGGUCAAAUGAAGUUCACCGGGGUUUAAAGAUCAUAAUGUAUUUUAGGUUCGUCCUGAAAAUUUCCCCUUUAAAAGCCCAACAGCCCUAAUUUUUCUCAAGUGGUGUAUAUUGUUAACAACAAAUUAAUUUUAAAAUCAGAAGUCAUGGAAAAUUAUGGUAUGUAAAUAUUUAAGUGUAAAACGACUGUUCCAUUUUAGUUAAGAGGGUAUUUCGUGUAAAAAAAAAUGAAGAGUACAGAAAAAGUGCAAUUUUGGUAAAAGAAAAGAACCAACCCAUUGAUACAGAAACAUGAAGUCGACACAUUUUCAUUUCGUGGGCCACAUAAAGUGAUGCGGCAGGCAUAUGUGGGCCCCAGUCCUUGAGUUUGACACCUGUUAGUUUAGCGUUUUGUAACCUCACCGCCAUCUCGUGCGGACCCGCGUGGGGUUCCCAUAUUCACCUUUUUGCACAUUUGCGUUAUUGUGCGUCAAGCCAAGCCCGAGACGAACAGAGUAGUUGCAGGCGUGAGGUGUAGACACGGCUUCCAGCUAUGCUUCCUGUGCCAAACUGCUCGCCAUUUUUGGGAGCACCAAGUAUAACCGUGACAGUGAUGACAUGCAUGUGUAGCUUUUUUUUAUGGUGGAACAAAAAACACUUUUGUCACUCUGAAGAAGAACAUCCUGUUUACACGCAUUAUGAAAGCCGAUCAAUGUCACAGAGUGUGUCGUAAUAAAUAACUUUGAUGAA
Molecule: messenger RNA, 2669 nt
Organism: Phyllopteryx taeniolatus (common seadragon)
Lineage: Eukaryota; Metazoa; Chordata; Actinopteri; Syngnathiformes; Syngnathidae
Product: calpain-1 catalytic subunit-like
Exons: 16
Biological process (GO): proteolysis
Cellular component (GO): cytoplasm
Molecular function (GO): calcium ion binding; calcium-dependent cysteine-type endopeptidase activity
Source: RefSeq, a predicted model, not a curated record